This is a messenger RNA of Ectocarpus sp. CCAP 1310/34, 3253 nucleotides long. The record is from the annotation of a GenBank genome assembly. Lineage: Eukaryota; Phaeophyceae; Ectocarpales; Ectocarpaceae.
UUUUUUUAAUUUACCACGCAACGUGGUGCAGCGUGCCACGAGUUGCCUGCCGUGCAGGGGGAUCAUGUCCCUGUCCAACCCCUUAUCCCAUGGGUUGUUGAAGGACCUUGGCAAACUCUCGGAGUUGAAACAACGAGGACUGAUUCUUGACCGUCACUUCGAGACGAUAAAGGCACAUGUGAAGGCGGGCAACUCCGUUGCGAAGGAGCGAUGGGACGCAAUCGAGAACGCAUGGGGGCUGAAGCAGACGGGUGUCUUCAACGAAGAAGAGUGGAUCACGCAGAUUGAUGGAGAGGCCCAGGGUAUUACCAGCAGCACCCGUCCGUCGUUUUUAACGCCACAAGAUGCGGGCGGCGCGCGAGGUGCACCGUCUUCGCACCCACCGCCUGCUACUGCUGCGGCUGCCGGGAAGAGAAAGGUCGCAGAUCGGUGGAAGCAAGCCAGGGAUCGAGCUGCCCAAGGUGUUCUAGGUGGCAACAUCAUCAACGCGUUCGCUCGUGGCAGCGGAAAACCGAUUGAGCGGACUCGCGGUGGUGUCACAGAGCAUGUGUCCGGUAUCAACUUCCCACCUCCGGCCCCGGAGCGGCGCAUACCGUGCCCUCACUGUCCCAUGACCUUCGUGAACGAGCAAGGACUUGGGAUCCACGUGAAAACACAGCACAGCAAUGCAAACAUGUCCAACGGCUUGCGGCUGCAGCGGAUGCUAGGGAAGACUCCCAAAGGGUAUGUUCAGCCGUGGGGAGAAGCCGGGCCUGGACGUUGUUGGCACGUGAAGGUCGAUGGUGCGACGGGGGCGGCUUCGUUCGUCCUCCAACGGAAGCGCUUCCGCGAUCUCGACUUGGAAAGCGACGGCUUUACGGACCGCAAAGUCAAGGAGACUCGUGGAGCUGUGAAGCGCAAGCGAUACGAUUUCAGGUUCAAAGCCCAUGUUGUGACCCAGCUGCGCCUCCUCCAGGAAGACGCCGCAGACCUCUUCAAGGAGGAGCAGCUCACGCCUCUCCAGUACUUAGAGGACCGUCUCAAGGUUAACUACAGCCUGAUCGUGAAGUGGGCUCAGGACGAGGCCAAUAUAGUCCAAUCGGCAGCAGAUGACGUGAAGAAGACCCUCCUUGCCAAACAGCAGCCAAAGCGGUGGUUUCCUGAGGAAGAGAAGAAGCUGUACAAUAUGUUCUUGGCGCGGCGGAGGAGGAAGCUGAAGGUGUCGACCCUGUGGCUGACGGUCACGUUCCGGAAGCUCGUGCAAGAGAAUCACCCUGAGGACCAACGGGCGGCGGCGUUCAGCGCGUCCUUCAGGUGGGCACGAAAAUGGGCAAAGAGGCAUAAGCUGUCCAAACGGCGCAGGAGCAACCUCAAGAACAAGUCUGUUGAAGAGCGCCUACCAAAGAUCCAGCGCUUCCACCGGCGGUUUCGCAAGCUCCUGCAAGAGCCGGUACGGUACAGGGCACCCGAGGCAUCGGACGUGUCGGCGAUGUCGACGGUCGCGGAGGGAGAGUCCAGAGAUCCCAAGUACGGUCAGUUCCAGCUCUGGGAGCGUUGGAAUGUGGAUCAAGUGCCUUUGCCAUUCGUGAACGGGCUGAUCAGCACGUGGGAGAAGACAGGCGCGUUGCGUGUAGCCAUCUCGCAGCCCUUUGCUGGCCUAGAGAAAAGGCAGUGCACCAUGCAAGUCAUCUUUGGUCCGGGUGAGAAGACUAUGCGGAUUUCGGUGAUUUUCCGAGGCCAGGGGAAGCGGAUUUCGCCGGUGGAGAAAGCCGCGUACCACAAGGACGUGGACGUGUUUUUCCAGGAGAAUGCGUGGGCGGACCAAAAGUUCUGCAUGGAGUGGGCCAAGAGGUCGUACCGCGAAGGCCUGAUCCGCGGGCGGGGUGAGCUCCCCAAGGCGAGGUCCAUUCUGAUAAUGGACAACUUGCACGCGCAGACCACGGACGAGUUCAAGGGGUAUCUUGCGAAGCAGUGCAACACUAUCGCCUGGCUUGGCCCUGCGGAGUGCACGGACGAGGUGCAGCCAGUUGAUGCAGGAGCCGGACGAUUUCUCAAGGUGGAAGUUGGUAACGAGAUGGACAAGUGGCUCGAUCAGUCGGACAACAUCGAGAGGUGGGAAACCGCGUCGCUGACAGCAUCUGACCGGCGCGUACUGAUCACUCAAUGGACGGGAGCGGCCAUGGCAAAACUCAACAGCAAUCAGGGGUACCGACACCGCCUUUUCGAAAAGUGCGGGAUGGCGAUGACCGUGGACGGCUCAGGCGAUGAUCGAAUCACCUUGGAGGGUUUGGACCAGCCGUACACCUUCGCAAACGAUGAAGACUCCAGCGAGAACGAAGGAGGUUCGGCGGACGGCAGCGAUGGGCCCGUNAAGUGCGGGAUGGCGAUGACCGUGGACGGCUCAGGCGAUGAUCGAAUCACCUUGGAGGGUUUGGACCAGCCGUACACCUUCGCAAACGAUGAAGACUCCAGCGAGAACGAAGGAGGUUCGGAGGACGGCAGCGAUGGGCCCGAGGGGCGGGAGGAGGAAAGCGCCGGAAGGCGCGAGCCGGUCGUCGGGGAUGAGCGCAACGGUGCCAACAGCGGGGAGGGCAUGGAGGGCGCUGGAUACAGCGAUGAAGACGACGACAACAUGUCUCAAUCCCAGACCAACGAGCUAGCUCUUUUGGACGAGGACGACAGCAUGGACCCAGACGACCCGGAGGACGAGACGCAAGGAAUGGAGAUCCCGGCGGGCUUUCGCCUUCAAGAAUCUACCCCCGCUGCUCUUGACAGAUUGCUUUUGCAACGUGGAGUGUUUGUUCGGCUGGGCAUGGGGUGGUUCGGUGGGUUGAUCAUUCAGCAAUCUCCGCAGCGCCACCUGUACGACUACUGUGUGCAGCUGGAUGUAGACCACAGUACGCGCAAUAUGAAGCUGCCCUUAGACAAGUACAGCGGAGAUCCGGACGCGGCGGUAGGCGCAUGGAUUUUGCCUAAGAGCGUCAGUAGGACGGGAAGGGUACGCACCCCCAACGUCACUCUUGUGGACCAAGACGGUUGACAGUUGCCCCAUGGGGGGUGUUUGCGGGUAUGAUACUCUGCGUCGAGUGCAGUUGAGUAGUGCACCAAUUGAGCAAUCGAUGAUGAAAUAAGAACAAGAACACCGUUUCUGGAGACAACUGGACGACGAAAUAAGAACCUGGCAAAUAAGAUCUUGUGCUCGGCUUGGGGCAGCCAACAAGAAGCGAGCCUCGCUCCAAAUAAGAGGUUCUUAAGUGCGGGCCGGUUCUGUAUU